Molecule: messenger RNA, 1338 nt
Organism: Rhizopus microsporus ATCC 52813
Lineage: Eukaryota; Fungi; Mucoromycota; Mucoromycetes; Mucorales; Rhizopodaceae
Exons: 1
Coding region: 1-1338 (445 amino acids)
Cellular component (GO): RNA polymerase II transcription regulator complex
Molecular function (GO): DNA-binding transcription activator activity, RNA polymerase II-specific; transcription cis-regulatory region binding
Source: RefSeq, a predicted model, not a curated record
AUGGAUAUUUAUUUAUCUGCUAUUGAUAAAUACUUGAACGAGAAACAAGAAGAGUAUGAAAGACAACGAGAACAAGAGAUAGCCCUUGAGAACUUGUUGAUCAAUGCAGAUCCUUGGUUAGAAUCAAACUCAAUGGCUGCACUUUUAGAUUCACCAUUACAGUUGACAGACGAAAAUGUUUCAACAACUCAGUCAGAUUAUAUCACCCCUCUAGCCUCUAGUGAUCUACAACUUUUUCAAGAGCAACAGGUAACUGAACAGCCUGCCCGCAAGAGGCCUGGCAGAAAGUCAAAGCAAGUCUCUCCUGCCAUACGCAAAGCUCAGAACCGUGAAGCUCAGCGUGCGUUCAGGGAACGUAGGGAACGAUAUGUCAAUGACCUCGAAAGAACAGUACGCAAGUUGAAAGCUCAAAGACAACAAAUGGCAAAUGAAAUGCGUCAACUCAAAUCACAGCUUGAAUCUAAUCGAGUCGAGUUGUGGUAUCUCAGGGGCGUUGUUCUCUCCCUUCAUUUUAUCUGUUUCAUCAAUCAAUUGAGGAUUCCAGAGCAUACACCUUACCUCUCAGAUUCUGAGCUAUCUACGAUGAAAAGAGCAACACCGAGGGCGGUUGAAAGUUACCUAAGCGCAAAGCAAAGGAAUAACAAACUUUUAAAGCUUCCGACUGCCCCAAGCUUAGCCAAGAAAGACGAAGACGAAGAUGACAUAGAAAGAGACGAAAUACCGUUGAAUGAUAGCAACAAUAUGAAUGUGAUAUGGUUGCAACAACCUGAAAAGAUGGUGAUUAAACUACAAAAGGAAGAGGAGAGAGAAGAAGAGGAGGAGGUAGUCGAAUCGUCGGCUCAGACAGUAAAGAACAUGGAGGCUAUCAACCAGAUUCGUCAACACCUGACCCCUUAUCAAAACGAUGAGAAUGAGGCUUCACUGCGUAUGAAAUCAACUGCUUUGCAAAUGUCUGUUGACCAUGAUCCUCGUGUGGACAUUAUACCUUUCCCUAUAAUGCGUGACCGGAUGAUUCUGUUUAGAGACUUGAUCGAUUUCGAUCACUGCUUCAGCGUUCUACUGAAAUCGGCCGUCUUUCUUGGUGGUGAUCCAACUCUUCAUGUGAAUUGGGAACUUCCAGCUGAGAUCUUUAAGCAUUACUGGUUCUUUUCGACAAAUUAUGAUAGGCAUAAAACAGACUACUGGCAGCUCCACAAAAAUUGCUCUGUACAUUCUUCAUUCAUACAGCCUCCGAGCAUGACAAACCCAUACAUAAAUGCUCUAACAAAUGUAAUUUAUAAACCGUUUACAACAUCACCGUCGUCAAGGCAACCCCAAGCUGGCACCAUCGGUGAGUGA